Molecule: messenger RNA, 4880 nt
Organism: Bacillus rossius redtenbacheri
Lineage: Eukaryota; Metazoa; Arthropoda; Insecta; Phasmatodea; Bacillidae
Exons: 14
Coding region: 398-3817 (1139 amino acids)
Source: RefSeq, a predicted model, not a curated record
CUUGUUACUUCGUGUAAAAUCGGGGCGCGCUGGUGACCUAGAGAGAGGGGGAGCCGUUGGACGAGAGCGAGCGAGGGAGGGGGGAGGAGGAGGAAGGAGCGACCUCUCGCCGGGAAUGACCAAGCCGGUGGUCGGCGCACAGUCGCUCUUCGCCCGCCACGACGACGACAACGCCCUCUGCUCGCGAAGAGACCCUCUCUGCCGACAGUUGCAGAAGACGAGGGAAUUACUGUGUGGUGAAAUCUCUACCCAAGUGAUUGAAAAGAAGUUUUGCUGAAGAGGUGGUAAAAUAUCGUGUUGCAGUGUUCCCAGCAAAGGGGAAGACGCCACUGAAGAAAUAUUUCGCCAGUCUUGGGUGAUAUGAGCUGACGUGGAAUUUUUAGAAGAGAACGUAAAAAUGUCACGAACUCUAGCAUACCUGUGCUGCAUUCUGUACGCGUGCGGCGCCGACUACCAGCCGUCCGGCGGACCCGUGUACGUGAACCCGGCCGCGGCCGCAGAGCAGGUGGCCUCCCAGAAGCGCAGCGAGGCCACGGCGGCGGGGCUGCUGACGCAGACCGUGUACGGCUUCCUCGACUUCACCACCACCAUCGGCAACACCGUCAUGGUGUUCUCACCGCAGAGCGCGCCGCCAGAGGGCGGAGCGGCGACGACGACGACGGAGAAGGCGGCGCCCGUGAUCGACACGAGGCCGGCCCAGGCGUCGGCGGCGCCGCAGGACAUCCGCCCCAGCAGGACCGCCCCCGGGCUGGAGGGCAGCGGGUCGGGGCUGGAGCGGCCCUCCGGCCAGGCCGGGCCCGCCGCCAGCUCGCCCGCCGCGCUGUCCAGCGUGGUGGAGGUGCGCGGCGGAGCGCUUUCCGCGCCUCCCAGCAGCGUCGUCAACGUCGUGCUGGGUCCUCAGGUGCUGGCGAGCAAGGUGGAGGUCAAGUCGGCGGGCUUCAAGGCGGUGUCCAGCAAGGUCGAGGUGAAGACCGGAGGUCCCAAGGCGGCGGUCUCCAGCAAGGUGGAGGUGAAGACGGCGUGGCCCAAGGCGGUGGUGUCCAGCAAGGUCGAGGUCCUGAAGGAAGGCUUCAAGACGACGGCGUCCAGCAAGGUGGAGGUGGUGGCGACGCCGGCCUCCGGCGUCGUCUUCUUCGCCGACCGCCAAACAGCCCUGCCGGGCCCCGCGCGCGAGGAGCUACACUUCUCGAGCGUGGUGGAAGUGCGCUCGUCGGCGGAGGAGCCCGCCAUCUCGGGCAACAACAUAUUCUUCGAGCCCGAGUACGACUUCCUGUCCAGGCAGCCGUCGGAGGUCGUCGACGAGACCUACAGGGUGUUCAACCUGAAGCCGAGCGCCAGCAAGUUCUCGCUGCGGGCUCCGCGGCCGACGGCGGCCAAGGCAGGCGGCGCGCCGGCGCACAAGACGCGCGGGGGCCCGCAGCAGCAGCAGCAGCCCACGGGGCUGGUCACCCGGCUCGGCGGGACGGUGGUCAAGGACGGCGUGACGACGGUGCACGAGACCAAGGUCAUCGGCACCUACAUCUCCGGCAAGUACGCGCAGGUGCUGCAGAGCACUUCGCGCGUGCACCAGGGCAGCGGCAGCAAGCCAAAGGUGUCGCCGACGGCCGCCCAGCGCAUCCUGAAGACGGCGGCGCCCUCCCCCGCGGGCAAGCCGCGGCCGCAGCUCCAGCUCGACCCCACGCCCGACGGCUCCCUGCGCGAGACGGGGCUGCCCUUGGAGGCGCUCUUCAGCUCGUCGUCGGGGCCCAACCUGGUGCGCGCGUCCCGUCGCCCCGCCGGCCCGCCGCCGUCCAACAGGAACAGCCUGUCGCGCUUCAAGGGCCGCGGUCGGGACAGCCAGGAGUCCAAGGACUCGCAGCAGGAGCCGGGCGGCGACGAGGAUCAGGAUGCGCCGUACGGCGGCAACAGAAGGUCCUCACCGAGGGCAGGGCAGCGCCAGGCGUCCUCCGCCCGCCACAAGACGGCGCCCUCCAAGCACGGGAACAGGUUCGGCGGACGGCCCACGCAGACGCCCGAGCUGGCGACGGUGUCCGUGUUCAGCGAGUCGUCGGCGACUAGGCGCUACCAGCAGUCGUCGCAGCGGCGCGGCGGGUUCCGGCCGUCGGGCGCCACCGCCGCCCCCGCCGCCGCCGCCUCCUCCUCCCCGGCCGGCGACCCGCCCGGCGGCCGGCGCGGGUACAAGCCGCGCGUGAGCGCCGCCCCCGCCGCCGAUGCGCCGCCCAGCCACACCACCAGCCUCUACAAGUUCAAGUUGUCGCGCCCCGGAGGCGGCCGCUGGCAGUACAAGACGUCGCCCAAGCCGCGCGUCAACAUCCGCAAGUCGGAGGAGGCCGAGGCGGCGUCGUCGGCCAGCUCCACGCCGACUCCCCCGCAGCAGCAGCAGCAGCAGCAGCCGCAGCCGCGCUCCGACGACGGCGGCGGCGAGUCGCACGAGGCGGCGGCGGUUGCGGCGGCGCCCGUCGACGUGGAGGUGGCGCCCUCGGGGGCCGACAGGGAGGCGCAGCCCGUGCCGGAGGAGACGCUCAACGUGGAGAUCUCCACGCCCGCCGACUUCAAGGACGUGUACUACGAGCUUGCCACCAUCAAGUCGCCCUACACCUUCCAGGUGGGCACGGUGAAGAACACCCGCUUCGUGACGGUCACCUCGACGCUGGAGCGGUCUCUGGCCGGCGCCAGCGAGGCGGUGCAGCCGUCCGAGCCGCUGACGGAGAACCUGCUGGCCAGCACGACGGCGCCGCUGUACGCCAAGGAGGCCGGCGCAGCGCUGCCGCUCGACUCGGGCGUCGCAACGCUGCCGCCCGUGGGGCUGGCCGGCGACGCCGAGACGCCGCCGCUCGAGACGCUCACCGAGAGCUUCAGCACGUCGCAGCUGCUGCUCAAGACGCACGUGCUGCCGGUGGUGCGCGGCGGCAGCAACACCACCUGGUACACGCUGGUGCAGUCGUACCACGUGACGCGGCUGGUGACGGCCAUCAAGACGCUGCCGCCCAUGGAGCUGUACCACUUCGUGCCCAGCAAGACGCUCAACGAGUUCAACACGCGGCUGGAGGAGGCCGGCUCCGAGCUGCACCUGGAGCUGGACUUCGGCGACGACGGCAACUCUGACGACGGGCGCGACGACGACGACCGGCCGGCGGCGCUGCGCGCGCUGCGGCCCGACUUCGACCUCGCGAGCGUCGGCUCGGACUUCGACCCCGCGGACGUGGACGGGCUGCGGCUGAAGAAGGCGCGCGGGGCCGCCGCCCCGUCGACGACCACCUCGACGACCCCGGAGCCGCCCUCCGCCGCGCCGGCGCUCAGCCCCGACCAGCUGCAGCAGCUGGCGCUCCUCAGGUUCCUGAACCCUGGCGCCGCGGUGGCGCCCCAGGUGGUCACGACGUCGCGGCCCGUGCUCCGCGUCGAGACGGUGUGGGAGUCGCACGUGCUGCCCGUCGUGAACGGCGCCUCCACCGGCUACAGCACCAUCUCGCGGCCCGUCGGCACCGUCAGCCGCACCGAGUACGAGUACGGCACCAGCACCCUCCCCGUCUUACCCGGCCUCGCCAACCCUCUGUUCCCCGCCGCGCCGCAGCAGCAGCAGCAGCUGGUGGUGACCUCGACCCCCGUCGUCACGCAGACGGUCGUCACCGCCACCGACAGCAAGGUGCUCAAGCUCACCUUCGGCGCCAAGACAGCCUACACGACCAUCUUCUCCACCAAGGUGGUGCCCACCGUGAUCACCACCUACGUCACCACGUCCAUACCCGUGCAGCCGACGGCGCCGGCAUUCCCCGGGUACUUCCCGGCGCCGUACCCUCAGUUCCCCUUCGUGGGCUGAGGGCCCCGCCCACCCGUCGAGCCCCUCCCAGGGGGUACGCGCGAGCUACAAGACUGCACGGCGACCAAGUCCCCGCGAACACUUCUAGAGCUCUCGUCGCCGUCGAGAGAGAAGUGCGCGGGUGUUUCUGAUGCUCAAUCCGUACAAUCAACGCCUGUGUCCGCGGUCUUAACUGACAAGUCCGCGACCAAAGAUAUCCGAGUGUACAGGACUCUCAGCGAAGCAGAGCGCGUAUACUUCAAACCACGUCUCGUCCUUUCUCGAGCAGACGCUCCGAGUAGCCAGCAAGGUUGCAAGAACCCGUUAUUUCUUGUGUGUAGGUCACCGUGACAGCGACUCCCAAAUCUCUCCCCCCGCCACAUAUUUAUUACUCCGCAGACUGACAUAUCGAGUAUUAUCAGCGACGUUUCCCUGCUUCAUAGGUAUACUUUGAACUUAGCAUUGUAGCGCAAACAUCCUUCGGUGUUUUCUACGCGCCGCGAAAGACUAUGGUGAUGUUUACGUGCUUAAAGAACAUCUCAUUUUUUUUUCUAUUUAGUUCGUUCUGACCAUCUGGCACCAUUGCACCGUGCACUGGCUACAACGGUAAUGUAACUUUUGUAAGGAAUUCGAAGUUUUGGACUGUUUUCCCACAAGUAUAUCAAGGUUACCAUUUUCAAGUAUACCGCGAACAGUCAUACGAAGAGUAAAGCAAUCGAGUGCUAGCCGUUCCAAAUAUUUCAUCCAAAAAAAACUUCUAAGACUUUUUUUGUAUUCAUUUAAUAUGCGUGCGAAUUGGUAAAUAAAAACAGCGAUACGUAAGCCUAGAAUUUCGGCUCAGCUGUAAAAAUAGAAUCCAAAAUCCAUAAUGUACCAAGAUUUUUGGCUAUCUCGCAUGUACAUAAUAUUUUACGACAACGAAGAUUUAAAUUAACUGUUUUCUUAACUUCUGGAUACUAUUCUCACAGCUGAGUCAAACGUAAUUUGUGUGUUUGUACAUAUUAAUUAACACACACAACAAUAAGUGUUUAUAUGUUAUAAUAUAGUGUGUAUUUUUGUAUGAAAUGUAAAUAAAGUACCUUAA